Gongylonema pulchrum is the source of this 270-nucleotide messenger RNA. The record is from the annotation of a GenBank genome assembly. Lineage: Eukaryota; Metazoa; Nematoda; Chromadorea; Rhabditida; Gongylonematidae.
AUGGGUGCUAUUGAAAAACUGGAGCGAGUGAUAGCGAGAAAUUUCUCUAGUUUGGGCGAUUUUAUUGGACGACAACCGGUGCGGGUAAUUCUAAUGACUCUAGUGAUAUCGUGUCUCUUGAGUCUCGGCAUACUACGGUUCGAUGAAGUCAAUAAUGUGAGGACCGAAUAUUCUCCAAUUAAUGCACCGAGUAGAAUCGAAUAUGCGGUCGCUAAGGAGUUCCUCGGACAGGUUGGUGGACCGCUUCAGAUGCUUAUUAAUCGCAUUUGA